This is a messenger RNA of Trachymyrmex cornetzi, 2326 nucleotides long. RefSeq names its product Short Calcium-binding Mitochondrial Carrier (gene SCaMC). Gene Ontology annotation, biological process: transmembrane transport. The transcript has 6 exons. Gene Ontology annotation, molecular function: calcium ion binding. The coding region runs from base 1002 to 2081 and encodes 359 amino acids. The record is from RefSeq and is a predicted model, not a curated record. NCBI's taxonomy places the organism in Eukaryota, Metazoa, Arthropoda, Insecta, Hymenoptera, Formicidae.
UAUUCUAUUGUCGGGAUUCUUGUAGGUAAACUUUGCACUGUGCGCACGCAACGGUCGCCGACUUUGAUCGUCAUCGCACGGGGUAUUUGUCUCGAUGACGCGUGUCUCUGACGUUGAGAAUGAAUGAUGACAAGAAGAAAGGGGGGGGAAGGCGGGGGGAAGGCAGACUAGCAGAGAAGUAGGAGACGUUACACGCUUUAGAGGGGAUAUCUUCGUAUCCCAGGGUUUUCCUUCCUCGUGUUCAUUCGUUUUGUCAGUCUCGCAACCGGACUCCGAGCGGUCGAAUCACCGGUUCGUAGCUCGUUUCCUCUCUUCUUUAUCUCUCCCUCUCGCUCUCUCACGUUCAAGAACAUCUCACCUGAGCGAUACACUCUACCACGUGCAACUCAUCGUGGAAUUUCUUCCAAUUAUCGUUUAGUCACACGAUCGGUUAUUGUCGUUUUUAGACAGGCAGAUUAUCUCGAGUAAUUUCUAUGGAUCUAAAGAUACUGAGGAGACCGAGAAGGAGAAUUCUCGAGAAUUUGCGCAAUCCAAAUCAACGCGGACACCUCGCUGAGAUAGAAAGUUCGAAAGUCGCGAAAGUGCAGUGAGACACGACAUGUAAGCACAGCUGACUUCACGAAGUGUGAUUUUUAAAGCCACGUAACUCAAAAACAUAUCAAUGAGUAUACAUAUAUAGUUAAAUGUUAUAAAAGCUGAAAGGAAAUUGAAUGAUGCGAAAAAAGUUACAUGUAAAACGAAGUGAAAGAUACAAUUGAAUGAUAUAAUAAAAUAAAACGGAAGAUUUCUUUUUUAGAGAAAUAUCGAGACGUAUUGGAUGAAACAAGAAAAACAAGAGAAAAAAAGGGAAAUAAGUGGAAAUAAUUGGAAGCGAAGGGGAGAAGAAUAGAACAAACUGAAAGGAAGAGAAGUAUCUCGAAAGAGCUAAAGAGAAGAUAAAAGGAAAGAGAAAUAUAGGAAAAAGUUACUUCAAAGUGAGAGCGAGCAGUGCGGCCGACUUCAUGCGACGAGCUUGUGCGCGACCACAUGAUUCGCGAUUACAUUUGAUUGAUCGCAACAUGUAUGUCCUGAAGAAACGGAGAUUUCUCCAGCACGAUAGCACCUUGUCCGCGUGUCAAGUACGCGAAGAAUUUUUGCAGCGCUAUCAUGAACUCUUACAACGGUAUAUGGAUAUCGGAGAGGACAUCGGCGUCCCCGAAGAGUUCACGAAGGGUGAGAUGGUGUCCGGAAUGUGGUGGCGACAUUUAGUAUCUGGCGGAAUAGCAGGUGCCGUAUCACGUACUUGCACUGCGCCCCUAGAUCGUAUCAAGGUCUAUCUACAAGUCCACGGCACACGACACUGCAAUAUCAUGAGUUGCUUCAGGUACAUGUUGCGCGAGGGUGGCAUUAGCAGCCUAUGGCGCGGUAAUGGCAUUAACGUGCUCAAGAUUGGCCCGGAGACAGCGCUCAAGUUUAUGGCGUACGAGCAAGUGAAGCGGGCCAUCAAGGCGGAUAAUGAGGCGCGCGAACUCGGACUCUACGAGCGAUUUUGUGCCGGCUCUAUGGCUGGUGGUAUCAGUCAAUCAGCCAUCUAUCCCCUCGAGGUGUUGAAGACAAGGCUCGCAUUGCGAAAAACGGGGGAAUUUGAUGGCAUGGUUGACGCAGCCAAGAAAAUAUAUAGACAGGGUGGUUUGAAAUCCUUCUACAGAGGCUACAUACCUAAUUUGAUAGGAAUACUGCCAUAUGCCGGCAUCGAUUUAGCCGUUUACGAAACGCUGAAAAAUACUUAUUUACGUACGCAUGAUAAGAAGGAACAGCCAGCAUUUUGGAUUCUAUUGUUGUGCGGCACUGCGUCGAGCACGGCCGGCCAAGUAUGCUCGUAUCCGCUAGCGUUAGUGCGGACGCGACUGCAGGCCGAGAUUGCACCCGAUCGCUCGCCCAAUACUAUGAUUGGCGUCUUCAAAGACAUCCUUAAUCGCGAAGGAAUACGUGGUCUAUAUCGCGGUCUCACGCCUAAUUUUCUUAAGGUUGCACCUGCCGUAUCUAUUAGCUAUGUAGUGUAUGAGCAUUUCCGGCAGGCGUUGGGCGUCAAUAUGACGUGAUGAACAUGAACGCUAGGUGACUGAUUAAUUCAAUUAACUAACUUAUUCUCUCUCUCUUUCUCUCUUUUUCCUCUCUCACUUUACUCAUAAGUAAUCGACAUGGCGAAUGAUCGUUUGGCGGUAAAACGCGUUUGUUCGUCUUUUCUCAAAGAAGAAAAAGGCGAAUAAAGAAGAAAGAAAAUAGCAGUGUUAUUUAUUGUUAUCGCUAAUAGGAGAAACUUCUUCGAUUAAUCGAGCGUUCUAUC